Symsagittifera roscoffensis is the source of this 366-nucleotide messenger RNA. RefSeq names its product ATP synthase F(0) complex subunit C2, mitochondrial-like. Gene Ontology annotation, molecular function: proton transmembrane transporter activity. Lineage: Eukaryota; Metazoa; Xenacoelomorpha; Acoela; Convolutidae. Bases 1 to 366 code for a protein of 121 amino acids. Gene Ontology annotation, biological process: proton transmembrane transport; proton motive force-driven ATP synthesis. The transcript has a single exon. The record is from RefSeq and is a predicted model, not a curated record.
AUGAAUUCCCUGUGCCGAGUGAAUGUUCUGCCUCGUAUCAACCUGGUGAGCAGAGUAGCGAUUGCUCAACGAUGUGCCCCAGUCGCUGUUUCUUCUAUUCAGCAGACCAAUGCUAUUCAUACUACUGGAAUUCGACGAGACAUUGAUUCUGCUGCAAAAUAUAUCGGAGCAGGAGCUAGUGCAGCAGGUGUUGCUGGAUCCGGAGCUGGAAUCGGAAGCAUUUUUGGAUCAAUGUUGAUUGCUUACGCCCGUAACCCAUCAAUGAAGCAACAGCUAUUCUCGUUCGCCAUUCUGGGAUUUGCACUUUCAGAGGCAAUGGGUUUGUUCUGUCUGCUGGUUGCCUUCUUGAUUCUGUUUGCACUGUAA